GAAAUGCAGGAAGUAGGAAUCACUGCUGGAACAUCUAAACCGGAGUCAUCAUUUCAUCUGUUGUUUUGCUGGUCGGGCUGCGUUCCUCAAAUCACACUGGAUUAGUGUGUUAGUUUUAAUGACAUGUAACAAGAGCAGGACAGUUGACUUCUUUGCCACUCGGACGGACACAAAGCAGAGCAGCGAUGGGCGGCGAAAAUGUGAGUGUGAUCUUCAAAGUGUACUGUCUGACAGUGAUGACACUGGUGGCAGCUGCAUACACAGUGGCACUACGGUACACAAGGACCAUAUCAACAGGAGAUCUGUACUUCUCCACGACUGCAGUGUGCAUCACCGAGAUCAUUAAAUUAAUACUGAGUCUGGGGAUGUUGUCAAAAGAAACAGGAAGCCCCGUCAGACUGAAGAACGCCAUAGUGGAACAUGUUUUCUGCAGCCCAAAAGAACUGCUGAAGCUGAGCGUGCCAUCAAUAGUGUAUGCAGUUCAAAAUAAUAUGGCCUUUCUUGCUUUGAGUAACCUCGAUGCAGCAGUUUAUCAGGUGACCUAUCAGCUGAAGAUCCCGUGCACGGCCUUGUGUACAGUCUUCAUGCUGAGCCGCUCUCUCAGCCAGCUGCAGUGGUUCUCUGUUUUCACGCUCUGCGGGGGCGUAACACUCGUCCAAUGGAAGCCUGCAGAGGCCACUAAAGUUCAGAUUGAGCAAAAUCCUUAUGUUGGGUUCGUGGCCAUCGCUAUUGCUGUCCUUUGCUCUGGAUUUGCAGGUGUGUACUUUGAGAAGGUGUUGAAGAGCUCAAACACGUCUCUGUGGGUGAGAAACAUCCAGAUGUACCUCUCCGGCAUUGUGGUCACCCUGAUCGGUGUGUACAUGAACGAUGGCGAUAAAAUCCUGGAGAAAGGCUUCUUCUACGGUUAUACACCCUGGGUGUGCUUUGUAGUAUUCUUGGCCAGUGUGGGUGGUCUAUACACGUCGGUGGUGGUGAAGUAUACAGACAACAUCAUGAAGGGCUUCUCUGCUGCAGCCGCCAUUGUUCUCUCAACUGUGGCAUCUGUCAUCUUGUUUGGGCUACAGAUAACGACCUCGUUUGCCUCUGGAGCAAUCCUGGUGUGUGUUUCCAUCUACUUAUACGGACUUCCGAAGCAAGACACAUCCACGCUGAGCCGGGAAGACACAGACAGGGAAUCCAAACAGAGACUGAUCAACGUGUGAGUGGAUGACCUGCAGCAGAGGAGUCUCUCUCGCUGGUGGAACACGUCUGUGAUGGGCCAAGUCACGUUUUCUGGGGACCUAAAUGAGUUCCUGCAGCGGGGAGAUUAGGGAGCCACUCCCGAUAAAACAAACACCCAGUUCAGUUGACUAUGUUCAGUUCAUCACAUAGACCACAGCUUGUGUGGCACUUAAAUUUAGGUCUGUGUCCUCAAUCCAGUCCAGUUUCACUCAUAUGGGACUGGUUACAGUACUAUGACUUUCAGUAUAAUUUGUAAUGUUUAUAAUGUUAAAUGUUCUUAAUGCCAGAUUCAAGCCUUUCAGUUGAUUUAAAAAAGACUUUUUUUUUUUUUUUUUUAUACUAAAGUAUACUUAUCACUCCAGCAUGGCUUAAAAUUAAUUACAAAAUCCAAUGUAGGAUUGCUUGGGAUUAUUUACGAAUUGUAUGUUGUAAUUAUAAUAGCUAUGAUGGAGUAUUCGGGCCACAUUGGGGGGGGGGAAUUAUCGAGAAUAAAUUUCAAGUGCCAUUUUGAGAAUAAAAUUGAAAUGAUGAGAAUAAAAUUAACUCCAUCAAAUCACGUUAGACUGUCCACCACACCAGCUGCCGUGUAGGCUACAUCAUAGACAGCUUUUGCUUUCAGUUAAUACAGUUGCACCUCUUCAGAAACUCCCCUUUCCACUCCAAGGAUGUUACCAUAUGUCUAUGAUGCAUUCAAAAAAUGCAACAUAAAUUUAAAAAAUCUUCAUCCUCAAUUAUCCUUCCCCUUAACGUGGCCCUAAUACUCCUUCGUAGCUAGCUGCUUUUAAAGUUUGUAAAUCUGAAGCAUUUGGCGAAGUCCUGUAUUUAUAAGUCCUGAAUUUUCAGCCAUGCUGGAGUGAUAAGUCGUAACAGGACAUUGUUGCUUUUUUAUGCCUCCAUAUCGGCUCCUCAUCAGUAUUACAUCUCAAAGUAUACACAUUAAACAGGAUUAUGUUUUAUACUGUGCAAUGUUAGUAUCAUAUGUCCACAGUGUUGAUACAGAGUGUUCCCACCUCACAUGAAAACUUGGGUGAAGGAUGAUAAUGAAUUGCAUAUGUGAUUAUACAUUUAUAUCAUCU
Messenger RNA from Micropterus salmoides (largemouth bass), 2297 nucleotides. RefSeq names its product solute carrier family 35 member A1 (gene slc35a1). The transcript has 8 exons. Gene Ontology annotation, cellular component: Golgi membrane. The record is from RefSeq and is a predicted model, not a curated record. Bases 186 to 1202 code for a protein of 338 amino acids. Gene Ontology annotation, molecular function: pyrimidine nucleotide-sugar transmembrane transporter activity. Gene Ontology annotation, biological process: pyrimidine nucleotide-sugar transmembrane transport. NCBI's taxonomy places the organism in Eukaryota, Metazoa, Chordata, Actinopteri, Centrarchiformes, Centrarchidae.